AUGGAGACCUCACCUUUAAAGAAACCAGAGACAUCAACUUUGAAGAAACCAAGAAAAGAAGCCUUGAGUCCUAUUCGAAAAAAACAGACUCUUAGACAGUAUUUCAUGAAACAUCCAAACAUAAUGGAAUCCCCAGAAGCACAAAGGAAAUGCAAAGAAGAGGUGCAAAAAGUAGCUCGCCACACCUUAGUGGUACUGCUGAAACCAAUUGUGAGUAAUUACUUAAACCGAAAGAAGUUUCAUCAAAUGUGUCUUGAAGAGAUGCCCUGGAGGUCUCAGAUGAAUAUUUAUCUGGCAGUUGCACACUACAACUUAUUUAAAAAGAAACUGGAAGAGCAAUAUAACAUUGGAAUUUGUGGUUCACAGCAUCUGGACAGUUACAGUAUUUUGGAUCCUGAAAUAUUCUCAUUAAAUAAUUCCGGCACUGUAGUGGUGACAGAAGUUGUAGAGGAUAACAUGAGAACACCAACUCCUUCUCUUCCUAAAAAGUCAGGAAUGACCAAAAAACAAACUUGUACAGAUAAAUCUUCUGAGCGCAGCAUUAAACUGAGUGGAACAGAUACUCCUCGAACUCAAACAACAAAUGAUACAGAAAUAUCCAUCUCUCAUUCCCCCAAAGAACGCAACCAGUUUCUGUCAAAUACCAUUUUACUGGAGCAUUUUACAAAGAUCUUUUUGCAUUUAAGAAGAGCAGUAGUUCUUGCUCACCGUGGUGGCCACUGGACGUUGCUUCAAAACGCUUGUCGAGAACUUUGGAACUAUACUCAAGAAUUACAAUUGAUUGUUAACCAUUCACAUUCCCAUACGGAUGCAUUUCCCAUUACCAGGGGUUUUCUUAGGAACACCAUCUGGUUGCCAUUUUAUUUGGCAACAGACAUGAUCAUUGAUAUGAUAACUGAACUACAAGCAAGCAGGUCUCUUAAGAUUGUGGAUCCUGAAGGAGACUUCUGCAUUCCCAGUUGUUUAGGAGGUAUUAUGGAUGAGAAUGGUGGUUCUAAUCUCCAUCCACAGUCUCCCCUGGAUGACGUGAAUGUGGUUGACUUGAAAUGGACAUGUAAUCUGAUUCUUAAAACAAUAGAAUUGUUAUAUCAGAUGAAGAAGUGGGAAGCACUGGUACACAUAGCUGUACAAUUUAACAUAUUUACACAAGCUGCUUUUAAAUAUUGGUGUCAAGCCCUUGAUGAAACACUCAACAUUGCUGAUGCUCUUAACAACUGGCAAGAGUUAGGUUUUCCAAAAAAUGCUACAGACUGCUGUGCAGUUGGAAGAUCGACUGAUAUUAGUCAGAAAUUUCUUUCUCAGGCUGGAGUUUGGGGAUGUUUGCAUGCAGCAGUCUUAGUGGCUAAGAUAGCUCAGUAUAUAACAACAUCAAAUAUGAGAUUAAGAACUAAAUACUGCUAUUUUUCUGCUGUACUUUUUAAGACCCUGUUUGGAGCUUCUCUUCCACAUCCGACAUCUGACUGUGACUUUGCACAGUAUGAAACAAAUAUGCUUAUUCCUGGUAUCGACUUGUUCUCUGACCGCUACAGAGCUGAUAUCUCUACUGUAGUGGCAAGUCUGAAUUUCCUAAUGUUUGAACUACAUUGUGCAAAACAAAAUUUAAUAAUUUUACCAUUGUUCACAUUAUACCAAUACAUUGUUUCUGAGAUUUGUAAGGACCCAGCUAAAUGUAUUGAAGGAAGAAUCUUCAAGAUUAAAGUACUUACAGAUAUAGGAUUUUUCACAGAGGCCUUUCAUGAACUGUCUUUGCUUAACUGUGGAGAGAGAAUUCCAUGGAAAAUACCUGCAGGAUACAGAAAAAUUGAACAAAUGAAGGCCUUACGGAAAUUUGACUCCUCAAAAUCUCUCCUGACUGUUACAAAUUUACAGGUACUGGAAGACCUAUUUAAUUGGAGUCUGUCUUUAACAAUGAUGCCACUGUGCAAGCAACAAAUUAUGAAUAAAUUAACCUUAGCCAAAAUGCAUUUAAUCAUUUGCCUUUCUGCCACAAUAAAUAAUAUACCUGAAAAAGUGGAAAAACACGUCUAUUCUGUUGAGAACAACAGCUUGAAGGAGCCAAGCAGAAUUACAGCAUCAAACGUAAAAGCUGAUGCUGAUAAGAAUUCAAGACAACAGGAACAAAGAGGCACAAUGGUGCAGCUCGUUGACUGUAAAGAUGAAUUAAAUAUGGCCAUGCUGAAGGGGAUUUUAUUGGCAGAAGCUGAAGAAAGUCUUAGCCUUCUUGCACAGAACUUACAGGACAAAUAUGACGGGGAGAUAUCUCGGUGUUCUGCUGAAGAUUUAGAAGCUCUUAUUGAGGCCAAAAUUCAGCUUGCUGCUAUUUCUCAGCAAAGGCAUCAAGCAGCUUUCAGUGUUGCUUUGGUGUUCUCUGCAAUUCGACUUCUCCAAGAUGCAAAAAUUUUUAGGAUGGAAGUGACACAUUUUCAAGAAGAAAAGGAUGAAAGGGAGUGUUCGGAUGCUUAUGUUGAAGAUGUUCGACUGCCUCACAGUAUAACAGCACAAGAGCAUAUGAGCAUACAUCUAUGGCUAAGAUGCCGUACAAUGUUAGUGACUGCACUAGUAACACAGAUACAUGGCGUUGGUGAUAUGGAAGAAAAUGAUGUGGCUGAACGCAGAAGUGUGAUAAAAGAAGUAAUACUAGAGGCAGAAGCCUUUGGUGAUAUUGAGACUCAGGCUGAAAUGAUGGUGCAAGCUGCUAUUCUUGACCUGCAAGAAAAACGUCCCGUGGCAGGCAUUAAACUUCUUUUGCAGAUUUUUGUUUGUGGAGAACCCAUUGAAUGGCACACAGAAGACAGUACCUUGACUUUCCUGGUCCUACCUACAAAAAAUAUCUACUUGCCACAUAUCAACUUGCUAGCCCAAGUCAAAAUGAGAAUCGGACACACAUUAGCUGAAAAAGUAGCUUGUACACCUGCAAGAGGAGAUCCACUGCAAUGGCUACAUGCUCUCAAACAUUUAGAAUCAGCAUUGAAGCUUUGCAGAGCAUCUGCAACAAAAAAAUUAGAUAUGGAAGCUGAACUUCUUUUUCAGAUAGGUAAGGUAGAACGUCAGAUAACUGAAGCAGGCAAUAACAAAUCAUCUCGAGCUGUUGAAACCCUGUUGGAAGCUAUAAAACUCAGCCAGCAACAUGACCAAAAAUUUGAGUUAAUAAGAAGAUCAUACCUUGAAAUAGCACUUUUAUACUUGCAUUUUGCCACAAAUAAUGAAGAAGUGUCACAGACAGAUAAGAUGGUGCCUUCCAAAUCAAACAUCUCUUCUGGAGAACUCUCUUCUUCUUCUGAGGAAGCUCUGAAAUCAGAAGGCUACAAAGUACAAGCCUGGAUUGCAGUAAGAGCAGCUACACAGGUCAGUGAAGCUGUGCUUGCUUCUCAGCUAUUAAUUGGAAUGAAGAGUGUUAAAGAACAGAGCAUAAAGGAUGCAGUGCAACAGAAAAUCCCAGAAUUUGCUUCCAUGGAUCUUCUUGCUUCGUACAGAGAUUUCUUAUCUGGUAUUCCUUUAUACCUAAUGUCUCUUGAAAUUACUGGAAUUACACCAAAGAUGUCAUGCGUGAGAAUAUCUUCUCCAUUUCCUGUCAUCGCAGAAGCAGACAGUCAGACAGAGAGUAGGGCAGCAAAUGCUUCAAAUAAGGAAAUUAACAUUCAGUGGUACAUUCCUUCUCUGGCAAAGCCAUCAAACUAUACAGAGACUAAGGUUUUGCUGCUUUAUGCUUAUAAUACAAAGCCUGUCAAGGUUAGCAACAUCAAGAUUUUCAGUUCAAUGUCUGUGUUUUCAGGCCACUUAUGGAUUCCGUUGGCUAGAAUUAUGUCUUUACGGGAGAAAUUAUCUAAUCUGAAGCAGCAAGCUGAAAUGUUGAUGCAAAGUUCUAAAAGCUUGUCUUCAGCUUCCGAACCUACAAGUUUUCUUGAACAAAGUGAAACCUUGAAAAUAAUUCCUUCAAAAAAACCCCAAAUGAAUGUUGCAAAAGUGCAUCUUGAUGAAAAAACAGAAGAUGUCCGAGUGAAGGACAAGGAUGGGGCCAGCUGCGCUGGAUGCUCUUUACUCAGUACUGAAAAUCCAGCCCUGCCUCCAAGUUUACAAUUUAAACCGCGGCAGAUCCCGGACCUGGUGUCACUCAAACCUAUUGCGGAGAGCAGGAUUUACUGCUUAGCAUGUGGCUGGCUCCAGCUUCCUUCAGCAGUUUCCACGGCGUGGCUCCGCGACCCGUCACCACCCCGAAACCAGCCCGGCUCCCCACAGGCCCCAACGGGGCGGCUCCUCCGCCUGGGCCCG
Pelecanus crispus (Dalmatian pelican) is the source of this 4269-nucleotide messenger RNA. NCBI's taxonomy places the organism in Eukaryota, Metazoa, Chordata, Aves, Pelecaniformes, Pelecanidae. The record is from RefSeq and is a predicted model, not a curated record.